This is a messenger RNA of Ostreococcus lucimarinus CCE9901, 1592 nucleotides long. RefSeq lists its product with no specific name. The record is from RefSeq and is a predicted model, not a curated record. NCBI's taxonomy places the organism in Eukaryota, Viridiplantae, Chlorophyta, Mamiellophyceae, Mamiellales, Bathycoccaceae. The transcript has a single exon. The coding region runs from base 96 to 1577 and encodes 493 amino acids.
CCGAGGCCGCGCCCUCGCUCGCCGCCGCGCGCGAUCUCGAGCGUCAACAACGCAAAUGUUCGACUGAUCGCGACGUGACCGCCGCCGCGCGCGCCAUGCCGAACGCGUGCGCGCCGUGCUGCGGGUCGAAGCCGAAGGGUGUUGGCGACGACGAGAGCGACGACGCGGGCGCGCCGGCGCCCAACUCGCUUCGCCACGUCUCGGCGACGAAAACGAAACGCACCGCGCCGAAGUCGCUGCGAAAUCUGGUUCAGUACGGCGCGGGGGACGAACGCGACGCGAGCGAUGAUUCGGGCGCGGAGAAGGUUGAGGACGAUCCGCGCGCGCAGUACGAGACGGCGACGACGCCGGCGGGGAAGCCGAAGUUUGAUCCGAACAAAUUUAAAAAACGCGUCGGUGAUCAUCUCGCGGCGAAACGCGCGCUCGAGGCGGAGCGAAGGCCGUUGCUCGAAGAAACGACGGCGCGGGUUGGUGUUGAGCCGGAGGACGAGAAGAGCGAGAGACGGGCGAAGCGAGAAGAGCGUGAACGACGGAAAGAGGCGAAAAGAGCGGCGAAAGAGGAUAAGCAGAAGCAACGCGCGCGAGUCCUCAAGGCGCGGUCGACGCAGAGGCGGUGUUGGUGGAUUCUCAUGAUCGUCGUGCUCGUCGUCAUCGUGUGCGCGGGUAUCAUCUUCGGGGACGACGUGCAUUUUAAUUAUUGGAGAUCGAACGCCGAUCGCGUCGACGCUCGUGAUGAUUCGACGCAGACGCAUGCGAUAGAUUCAAAUCAGAUGGACGAGCGUCCCACGACCACAGAAGAUUCCACAGACGUCUCAAGGGCUGGGCUCUCUCUCGCGGAUGGGCCGAAAUCGCAGGAUAGCUUUGACGACGACGGCGACGACGGUGAUGACAGCGAUGAGCACGCACGCGCGUUGGAUGUCGACGGUGACGAGUACGGCGUUGAUUUCAACGACCCGAGUUUGCGCACCAUGGCGCCGAAGGCAUGGCGAAGACGCGAGCGGGAAAUAGAAAAAAUAAAGCGCCGAGCGCGCUCGUCGGCAAAGGAUGACGUACAGCGAUUCGUUGAAGGUGCGCACCGCGAGCUCGGCGUGCGCGACGAGGAAAAAGAUGCAGAAGAAGAGUACGAGGAUACUCUCAUCGAACGCAUCGAGUCGUCACCGGGGGUGGUGAUCGAAAAGAGGCGAGGCGGCGAAGACGCGUCGCGGUCGGGCGACAAAGCCGCCGAGGUAUUAGCCAAAUCGCAAGCGUCGAUUCUGUCGCACGGAUUGAUACGCGACACCAAGAGUUCAUCGCGCGACUUAGAUAGGCUCUCGUUCGGGGACGAUGUCGCCGCGGGCGGAACUGCGUCUCCGGAUUCUCGCGCCGCCGCCGCGGGCGAGGCGCCAACAGCCCGGGAGGCCUCGAAGACGAAGCGAGCGGCCGACAUCAAAGAUGACGAUUCCGAUCCAGAUUUCGGGCUUAGCGCAGUGUUUCGUCCGCCGAACGAGCCGGUGGUGCAUGAGAGACAACCCGACGACGACGGCGCGUUCUCCGCGGCGCUUCCCAGAAGAGUGCCGCGGCGCGCGCUCGCGGCGUAACAUUCGAUUGUGAUA